Phodopus roborovskii (desert hamster) is the source of this 620-nucleotide messenger RNA. RefSeq names its product gamma-crystallin E-like. The transcript is spliced from 3 exons. Gene Ontology annotation, biological process: lens development in camera-type eye; visual perception. NCBI's taxonomy places the organism in Eukaryota, Metazoa, Chordata, Mammalia, Rodentia, Cricetidae. The record is from RefSeq and is a predicted model, not a curated record. Bases 49 to 573 code for a protein of 174 amino acids. Gene Ontology annotation, molecular function: structural constituent of eye lens.
CCAUACACACCCAACAGCACCAUCCCAUCCGAACCGACUCCACCAGCCAUGGGGAAGAUCACCUUCUAUGAGGACCGCGGCUUCCAGGGCCGCCACUAUGAGUGCAGCAGCGACCACUCCAACCUGCAGCCCUACUUCAGCCGCUGCAACUCUGUGCGCGUGGACAGUGGCUGCUGGAUGCUCUAUGAGCAGCCCAACUUCACAGGCUGCCAGUACUUCCUGAGGCGUGGGGACUACCCUGACUACCAGCAGUGGAUGGGCCUCAGUGACUCUGUCCGUUCCUGCCGCCUCAUCCCUCACUCCAGCUCUCACAGGAUCAGGAUCUAUGAGCGCGAGGACUGCAGAGGUCAGAUGGUGGAGAUCACCGAUGACUGCUCCCACCUCCAGGACCGCUUCCACUUCAGUGACUUCCACUCCUUGCACGUGCUGGAGGGCUGCUGGGUCCUCUACGAGAUGCCCAACUACCGGGGGCGGCAGUACCUGUUGAGGCCCGGGGAGUACCGGCGCUACCACGACUGGGGCGCCAUGAAUGCCAGGGUGGGCUCUCUGAGGAGAGUCAUGGAUUUCUACUGAGAUUUUUUUUUUUUUUUACUCUACCAUUUUCUCCAUUUGGACAUUAA